AGUCCCGCGAAGUUCUCAGAAUUUCGGAUUCGGUAGAAUCAAAAUCAGAAUAUAAAUUUGGUGGUUCCCCUUGGUUCACACUUGAGUCACAAGACUAUUUUCGUAUUGUUCGUGAAGAUCUAACUGUUGAAUCUACGUGGACCUUUAUCGUGCUAGAACGAUUGAAAAUAGAUAGCUUGAUCAAGUCGCUAAAAUGCCCGACAGCCAGAAAGUGUAUCCUUCAUGUUGUUGUUGCGAUGGAAGCACAGAUGAAAGACUUCAGACGCGAUCUUCAGUGCUUUGUCCMAACGAAACGAAGAGUAUUAACUCGCUUGAAUUUGCUGAAGAUUUGAUAAAUAAAAGUAAAGAAAGGUGUCAUAAUCCAACCCAAUCUCUGCAGCUCCUUUCUUGUGGAGCAGGAGCAUUGAARAAGCAAGCUUCUGUAGCUUCAGCUAUUGCCUCGUGUUUACAUUUGUUUAUCUUAAGUGUGACACUCCACUUCUUGCCUUGCUUACCUGAAUCCGGAAGUGAAAGGCCACCAAGUAAUAAAAAAAUACCGCAGGAACAUGACUUCAUCAUAAACAAUUGUGCGAAAGGCAGUGACAAAGAGGUUGCUAUUUGCUGUGAUGGUGAAGGUGACACAAAAUCAAAGAAAAGCACAGGAAAAACUAUCCAAAAUAACUCCAGUGGCUCUAUAGUGAAAGCCAACUCGGGAAUUACUUUACCCUUCCGAAAACAGACUAAUGGUGAUGAUGAUGAAGAAGAUGAUGAAAACAGAAAUCGUAAAAGGAAGUUAAGCAGAGUGCCUUGCAGUAAAAGUCAACUAGAGCCUGAUAAUGAUGAAGGACAUAAUGACAAUGNUUAA
This is a messenger RNA of Exaiptasia diaphana, 844 nucleotides long. RefSeq lists its product as uncharacterized. Bases 194 to 844 code for a protein of 216 amino acids. The transcript has 3 exons. The record is from RefSeq and is a predicted model, not a curated record. Lineage: Eukaryota; Metazoa; Cnidaria; Anthozoa; Actiniaria; Aiptasiidae.